AUGGAGUCUAAUAGAUUAGUUUAUAUUGAUAUUAACGCUACAAUUGUCGGAAAUACGUUUCAAAAUUUAAUUUCCUUUAAAGGAGCAGCUAUUUAUUUAGAUAUAGCUUAUGUACACAUAUCAGAUAACUAUUUUGUCAACAAUUCAGCUUCGAUUGCUAGUUCUAUUUACUUAAUUUCUCCUUUAGAAUCAAAUAUUACUAGCAACGUAUUCUCGAAAUGCCAAUCAAAAGUGCUUGCAGGCGCUUUACUCUGUGAAUCAUCAACUAUUUCAAAUAAUUCGUAUCAUUUUCUCCUGAAUAACUUUACAAAAUGCGAAUCAGCAUCUGUUUCAGCACUUGAUAUAUGGGAUGGAAAUCCUAUUAUUGGAUGCUCUUGCUUCUUCAAUAAUUCAGGAAAUUACAAGUUUGGUUCUUUAAGAACAAGCAGUAAAAAGCCAAACACAGCUUCAGUAAUGAAUUGUAUAUUCGAUUUCAAUAAAUCUCCAAUGCUUGGAGCAGCUUAUUCAGUUUAUUGGUUUUCAUCAACUGCAGAAAUACAAAAUUCCACGUUUAUUGGAAGUACCCUUGGCAACAAACACGGUGGAAGUAUUUGUAGUACAAAUAAUGGUGUUUCUUUGAAAUUAUUUGAUUGCAAUUUUCAAUACACUGAGAUUGAAGAAAUACAAUUUAAGAAGAUGAGUUCCUCAGUUGAGAUAAGCGAAUGCAAGUUCUCAUCCACAUGA
Messenger RNA from Trichomonas vaginalis G3, 723 nucleotides. Its product is annotated as pectin lyase-like family. The record is from RefSeq and is a predicted model, not a curated record. The coding region runs from base 1 to 723 and encodes 240 amino acids. NCBI's taxonomy places the organism in Eukaryota, Parabasalia, Trichomonadida, Trichomonadidae. The transcript has a single exon.